UAUGAAUGAUGAAUAAUUCUCUAACACAAAAACAACACAAACAUCCAAAAAAAAACACCACCCAAAAAAUCAGCAAGAGGUGAAGCCAAAAGUACCUAAAAUUAAAUUAAAUUAAUCUCACUUUCAUUAAUUAAUAAUCAAUCUCCUCUCUUUAUGUUUUUUCUCUUUUCUUAAAGCAAUAAAUAAAUAAAUAAAUAAAUAAAUAAUAAUAACUUAGCCGAUUAUUUCAAAUCUUCACAUUCACAGUUUUUCAGUUUAGUGAGAGAAACAACUAGAGAGAGAAACACAGAGAGAGAAAGAGAAGCUACAAUGGCGGUCUCAGUCCCCAUCUUGGCCAUAGUCGUCUCACUACACCUCAUAGCUUUUGUUUUCGCUGUUGGAGCAGAACGACGCCGUAGCACGGCUAAGGUGGUGCCUGAUCAGUACGAUGAGUACACAUUCUGCCGUUAUGAUUCGGAUGCUUCGACGGUGUACGGAUUAUCGGCGUUUGGUUUGCUUCUCUUGAGCCAAACGGUACUUAACGGUGUUACUCGGUGUCUUUGUUUUGGAAGAGGCUUAGUUACUGGUAGAACCACUACUUGUACAGUCUUCUUCUUCAUCGUUUCUUGGACAAGCUUUUUAGGGGCAGAGGCGUGCUUAUUGGCAGGUUCGGCGAAAAAUGCAUACCAUACCAAGUACAGAGGAGUUUUUAGAGUUGAUCAUGUGUCGUGUGCAACCUUAAGAAAGGGUGUUUUUGCUGCUGGAGCUGCUCUUACAUUGUUGUCACUUCUGGGGUCUGUUUUUUACUACUGGGCACACUCUAAAGCUGAUACUGGUGGAUGGCAAAAGCAUCAAAACGAAGGCGUUGGAAUGACCAAUUCUGACUAUGGACAACAUCAGCAGCACCCGCACCCACACCCACACCCACAGCAGCAGCACGCCAAUGAAUUCCAGAAAGUGUAAUAAUUUGUUAUGAUCUGAUGUUUAGUAGGUUAGUUUUUCAAUUUUACAGUUUUGGAGAUAUCUAUUAACUAAAAAUCACAUAGAUGAUAUAUCAAAAUGUUACUUUAUGGGCUAUAGAUGGUGAAAAAGAAAUGUUCUGUUCUAGCAUUUCAUAUUGUGGAUGUUGGGAAUUAUAUAUAAUAUAGUUGUGCUAUGUUGCUUUUGUCUA
Messenger RNA from Cannabis sativa, 1150 nucleotides. RefSeq lists its product as uncharacterized. The coding region runs from base 310 to 942 and encodes 210 amino acids. Lineage: Eukaryota; Viridiplantae; Streptophyta; Magnoliopsida; Rosales; Cannabaceae. The record is from RefSeq and is a predicted model, not a curated record. The transcript has 3 exons.